This is a messenger RNA of Struthio camelus australis, 4393 nucleotides long. It is a transcript of the gene MASP1, whose product is annotated as MBL associated serine protease 1. Gene Ontology annotation, biological process: complement activation, lectin pathway; proteolysis. NCBI's taxonomy places the organism in Eukaryota, Metazoa, Chordata, Aves, Struthioniformes, Struthionidae. Gene Ontology annotation, molecular function: serine-type endopeptidase activity; calcium ion binding. Gene Ontology annotation, cellular component: extracellular region. The record is from RefSeq and is a predicted model, not a curated record.
CACACAAACACACACACACACUCACAGUCGGGAGAUUAAGAAAGACAAAAACUUAGCUGAAUCCCGUGGCUUUUGCUGAAGUGCAUCGGGCAGCCCUACGGAGCGAGAGGAGGGACUGCGGGAGCGGGCUGGCGGAGGGGAGGACAGUUUCAAUGCCGUCAGGUCUGUGUGUGUGCGUGUGUGCGUGUGGGGAUGUGGGGAACCGUUGCAGGCAGGGGAAGGCGUGACCUGCAUGGAAAAUGCCAGACAGCUCCAGAACACACACAUACACGCUCACACGCUCACAAAUCUCGGCACAAAGAUAAGACGGACAGUGGAGCGCUUGGAACGAGGCAAAGCCAUCCCCCCAAAACAAACAAACCUCGCGCUCCAAAACGACCGGCAAACUCUCCGAGCUGCAAAAUGAGGUACCCUCUGGCUUGGUCAUUUUGUGCUUUUCUGCUUUCUGUGGCAGAUGCCAUUGAGCUGACAGAUAUGUUUGGAGAGAUACAGUCCCCAAACUUCCCGGAUUCUUACCCAAGUGACUCGGAAAUGACAUGGAAUAUUUCUGUGCCUGAUGGAUUUAAAAUCAAGCUCUACUUCAUGCAUUUUGACUUGGAGUCAUCCUACCUCUGUGAAUACGACUAUGUGAAGAUUGAAACUGAAGACCAAGAGCUGGCAACUUUCUGCGGCAGGGAGACGACAGACACAGAGCAGGCCCCCGGCCAACAAGUGAUCCUGUCCCCGGGUCCUUACAUGGGGCUCACCUUCAGGUCCGACUUCUCCAACGAGGAACGCUUCACGGGCUUUGAUGCCCAUUACACAGCUGUGGAUGUGGACGAGUGCCUGGAGAAAAGUGACGAGGAGCUGGCGUGUGACCACUACUGCCACAACUACAUCGGAGGGUACUACUGCUCCUGCAGGUUCGGCUACAUCCUCCACUCUGACAACAGGACCUGCAAAGUGGAGUGCAGUGACAACCUCUUCACCCAGAGGAGCGGGGUGGUCACCAGCGCCGACUUCCCCAGCCCCUACCCCAAAAGCUCAGACUGCUUGUACCGCAUUGAGCUGGAGGAAGGCUUCUUCAUCACCCUGAGCUUCGAGGACAGUUUCGACGUGGAAGACCACCCUGAGGUGACCUGCCCCUAUGACUUCAUCAAGAUCAAAGCUGGACGUAGGGAGUUUGGUCCUUUCUGUGGAGAGAAAUCCCCGGGACGCAUUGAAACACAAACCAACAGCGUGCAGAUCCUCUUCCACAGUGACAACUCAGGAGAGAACAGGGGCUGGAAGCUGUCGUACACAGCAAUUGGGAACCCAUGCCCAUUGGUGCAACCACCAAUCAAUGGGAAAAUCGAGCCUUCCCAAGCCAAGUACACGUUCAAAGAUCAGAUCGUCAUCAGCUGCAACACCGGAUACAAAGUUCUGAAGGAUAACCUGGAAAGCGACUCCUUCCAGAUUGAAUGUCAAAAGGACGGGACAUGGAGUAACAAGAUCCCUGUCUGCAAAAUUGCUGACUGCAAAGCACCGCUGGAGCUGGAGCAUGGCUUUGUCACCUUCUCCUCCAGGAACAACCUCACCACCUACGGGGCAGGCAUCCAGUACCACUGCCAGCACCCCUACUACCACAUGGCACCCAACAGCACCGCCACCUACACCUGUGAUGCAUUGGGGGUGUGGAGGAGUGAGGAGCUGGGGACCAAGCUGCCAUCCUGCCGACCAGUGUGUGGCCGGCCAGCUCGUGCUCUGCCUGGGAUCAUCAAGCGCAUCAUUGGAGGGCGAAACGCAGAGCCUGGCUUCUUCCCCUGGCAGGCCCUGAUUGUGGUAGAGGAUAUGUCCCGGGUGCCCAAUGACAAAUGGUUUGGCAGCGGGGCCCUGCUCUCAGACUCCUGGGUGCUGACAGCCGCCCACGUGCUCCGCUCACAGCGACGGGACAAGACCGUCAUCCCUGUCUCCAAGGAGCACGUCACCGUCUACCUUGCCCUCCAUGAUGUGAGGAACAAGAUGCAUGCUGUCAACCGGACAGUAGAGAGGAUCAUCCUCCACGAGGAGUUUGACAUCCAGAAUUACAACCACGAUAUCGCUCUGGUCAAGCUGAAGGAGAAGGUGACCAUGGGGAACUAUGUCAUGCCGGUUUGCCUGCCUCAAUUUGAGCAUGAGCUGGAGGGGCCUCACCCCAACACAUUAGGGCUGGUGGCUGGCUGGGGUAUCUCCAACCCCAACAUCACCGUGGACGAGAUCAUCAGCUCAGGCAUGAGGACACUGUCUGACAUCCUGCAGUAUGUCAAACUCCCAGUGGUGCUCCAUGCAGAGUGCAAGACCAGCUACGAGUCCCGGUCGGGGAACUACAGCGUUACUGAGAACAUGUUCUGUGCCGGAUACUAUGAAGGUGGGAAGGACACUUGCUUGGGAGACAGUGGGGGAGCCUUUGUCAUUCAAGAUCCAGGGACCCGGAGGUGGGUGGCCCAAGGGCUGGUUUCAUGGGGUGGCCCAGAGGAGUGCGGCAGCAAACAGGUGUAUGGUGUGUACACCAAAGUCUCCAACUAUGUGGACUGGGUGGAGAAAAAAACCGGCUCCUCCGAGAGGUGGACAUUUCUGGACCCUGAGCUGGAGAGAUGAGUGACUAAGCAGCUUGCUGCUGCUGCUUUUGGGGGGGUUGUUGUUGUUGUUGUUUUUUAAAAUGCUCCAGACUCUGGUCUUUCGCAAGCAGUAUCCACACAGUGGCUCAGCCACACUCCACGCCUUUGUCAGCCCUCCACGUCAUGUGUUUUGCUUGGUCCCACAUCCCUUUGCUUGUAGUCUUUGGAAAUGUUUGCUAGGGAGCUGGGGGAGGGCAACAAAGGGACAGAUCUCAGCUAGCUUCCUUAGCUCGUACUGUUGGGCUCCUAAACUUGCCCAUGCUCCCAGGGAGGCUCCCUCCAAGCCGUGACCAAGGCAGAGUGAUGGAGGAGGCAAUUUCCUGCCACCUAAGCCUUAGGCUACGCACAGAGAAUUUCCCCCACAUCCCAAGGUCUCACAUCAGCUCUUCCCAUUAGACGAAGUAACCGCAGGAGCAACAGGGGCUGAGGACAAUGUGGAAAACUCAGCUGGGUAGGCCUGGGCCUCACUGGUCCCCCACACUGCAUGAUGGCAUUUUCUUGUGAGGAGCAGAGAGAGAGCACUGGAGGCUUGCCAGUCUUUUUAUUUGCAAACAAAUGUCCCUGCCUGAUGACAUCUCAAGUGAUGCUCCACCUGGCCCUGGGAAUGCUAGGAUGUUUCCACAUUAGCCCUAACCUUCAGCCAUGCCUGGAGACCUUAUGCCAUCAGGCUACCGAGAUGGCACCGACCCAAAUGGGCUACCCUACCCACCAUGUGGGGGUGGGCACCCCACAAAGGACACAGGAAUGGGGAGCAGAGUUUGUCCUCAGUGUCAUCCUCACAUCCAGCAACCACCUUGCCUCCCUUCCCUAUUCAUCAUCUCUAUCACCUCAAGUCCUCUCCAGUCCUCCCCUAGACCAGAUCUGGGGGUGGUUUCUAGCCACAGUACAACUCCUAAGGAGAGUUCUCCAACGCACAAGACAGCAUCACAUUUGCUAGUAUGACAGGAGACAUGUACAUAACAAACAUUUAUUCUCAGCAGAAGCAUUUUGGAGAAAAUGGAACUAUUGGCACUGAGAGCUGUGAGAACGGAGCCAACAUGCCUGCAGCCCUUCCUUGGUGUUUAACCUCUUCUAGGGGGCCAGGACAGUCUUGUAUGGCGAUUCAUCCAUUGUCACAGAAGUCAAGUUCCUUUUAGUUGUGUUUAAGACCAUUGACCUUGCUAGUCUACAGGUUACUGAUAGUGUCUAGAGUUCAUUCACAGUUCUUCUGGUCUAUUGCGUGUGUCCGAGUUGCUCUAGCAGCAGACUCAGCCCGCCUUGUCCAGAGUAGCAUAAGGAUUCGAAUCUUCCUCAGCUUCCUUUGUGACCUGUGCAGAGAAGUAAGCCCCACCGAGGAAUGAGAUCAGGUGAGUGUAGCUUCCUUCAGCAGGGACAUCAUCUCCUCCACUUGCCAGCAAAGCCCUCCUGUAGCUGUUAACAACAUACAUAAAUGUGCCUGCUCUCCUUCCUGCAUCCAUUUAGCCCCCUUCAGGCCUGUCCUCCUCCUCCUUCAGUUUUGCCGCACAAGGAAUGAGUCAAGAGUGAAUGAGUUACUCUGCUAUUUUGCCUGUCAUGCAAAAAGCCAUUUGUAGAGAUUGUAGAGGAGCAGGAGGCCUAAGGAACAGGUCUAUCUUGAAGAUACGCUAAGAACUGUACAUAUGGCUAUGUUGUGUAACUCCAAUAUAUUUUUUUUCCAUUUUUGAUACUGCACUCUGUAAAAUAUCUGAUGUCAUGUAGGAGUGGUUCUGUGUAACCUUCCUCCUGAGGAUAAAAUAAAAUUUUCGUAUGUUAUGACCUCA